Molecule: messenger RNA, 667 nt
Organism: Ichthyophthirius multifiliis
Lineage: Eukaryota; Ciliophora; Oligohymenophorea; Hymenostomatida
Product: kinase domain protein
Exons: 4
Cellular component (GO): cytosol
Source: RefSeq, a predicted model, not a curated record
UACAAAUCAAAUAGUUUAUCCUAAUGGUGAUAAAUAUGUAGGUUAAUAUAAUUAUCACAAUAAAAAACAUGGAAAUGGAACAAUGAUUUAUUCGAAUGGAGACAGAUAUGAAGGAGAAUGGAAAAAUGAUUUAAGACACGGAAAAGGAAAAUAAUAUUUUAAAAAUGGCGAAUUAUAUCUUGGUAAUUGGUAAAAUGAUAAAUGUGAAGGAACAGGUUAAUAUUUUUACUCUAAUAGUGAAAGAUUUGUAGGUAUCUUUUUGAAUAACUUGAAACACGGAGAAGGAUUAUAUACUGCUCCGAACGGAGAAGAAAUAAAGGAAUUAUGGAUUCAUGGCUAGAAGGAAAGUUUUGGAAAGUACAGAAAAUAUCGUUGCAGAUGAUGAAGGAGAAGAUAUUAAUAAUUAAAAAAAAGACAAAAAAAUGCAAUGUAAUACCAGCUUUUCAUCACCAUCUACUUCCUAAAUAAACAUUACUAAUAAUAUUAUAUCUGAAAAAUAAACUAUAGAUAAAUAAGAAGGAUAGGCUAAUAGUUAAAUUUCUGGUAAAAUAAAAAAUAAUAAUGCGGUAUUGAUUGUUAAUAAUUAGUAAUAAAAAAAUAUUUAAACUGAAAUUAAUUAAUAAUAAUUUUCUAAUUAAGAUAAAUAAUAAAAAUUUAGUCUAGAAAU